UCAAGUUCCAAGGCAUCCUAUCCUUCCUCAACACGCCCCAAGGCAAGCUAGUCCCUUGCAACCUCUCAACCCAUAAUACCUAAACAUAGCAACCUCUCUCUCUCCACCCUGAUUGCGCGGGAACAACGACGCUGGAAUGUUAGGCGCAUCUCGUAGCACCACCAACAGCACGGCGUCGAGAUGAGCGGUGGUGGCGACGGCGGCGACAAGGAGGCCUUCUUCCACUGCCUGGACCGCGUGCCUUCCGGCCUGCACCUCGACGCCGAUUUCCCUUCCGAUGACGAAGAAGACGACGAGGAUGACGUCCGCGUCUCCUUCACCUCUGCCGCCGGCGACCAGCAUUUCAAGAGCUUCCGGUACCAGGCGGCCGUGCCGGUGGAGGAUGACGAGGAUGACGACGACGAUGACGACGACGACGAGGACACGUCCAAGUACGACAUGUGGAUGUCCGACGAGCCCAUGUCCAUCCAGGAGCGCCGCCGCCGCCUGCACCAGGGGCUCGGGAUGGCCAGCAGCCGGGACCUCGCGCUGCGCCGGCACAGCAUGAAGAAACGCCCCGCCGAUGUCCCGCGGGCCAUGUCCCGGAGCGUGUCGAGGUCAAAGCCACCGCCGUCGCCGAUCCCAGCCAAUGCGGCCUCGGCCGCCAACGUGCCGAGCACUACCUCUGUGGCGCAGGCGGCGGCUGCCGCGCCGCGGCCGGCGAAGGAGGUCAUCACGAGGCGGCGCUCGGACAGCAACCUUGUCGUGCGCGACGGUGCGUCGGUCUCGGGGAAGCCACCGUCGCAGCAGCCCUUGCGACGCGUUCUGUCCUUGCCGGCUCGGCCUGACGCCCGCGACAGCACGCCCGUCGUCGGGAAACCUCAAGCCGGGGCUCCGCGUGGGUUGCCUGUCGUGCCGCCGCAGGCAGCGCCAGGGAUUAAAGGCGGCAAAGGCGAUGGCGACGAGGGGAGCAAGAACAAUCGGGACGGCGAGAAGGAGGUCGCCGUCGUGGCCGCCAGCACGCCCAAGGACGCUUCGUCGAGCACCCAGCAGCAGACGGGCGUGCUGGGGCUUGAGGAGUUCGAGAAGUUCAUCGGCAACACCCCCAUCAUGAAGCUCAUGCGGCGUGGCACGAGCCAGAACCAGCCCGCGCCGCUGCCCGCCGGCGUGCCGCCCAAGGCCGACAAGUCGGGCGGCAAGAAGAAGGGCGGCUGGCUCAAGAACAUCAAGUCGGUGGCCAUAGGGUUCAUGCAGGACAAGGACGCCAACGCCAAGUCGGGCGUCGUGUCCGCGGCGGCGGCCGUGCCCAAGUCCGUCCCAACCAAUGCCUCCGCCGGGUCUGCUGCGCCGCCGGCCGCGGGUUCCGAGCGGCCCAAGGUGCACCAGUAUGGCAAGUCGAGCAAGGAGCUCACCGGACUCUACAUGUGUCAGGAGAUCCAGGCGCACGAGGGGUCCAUCUGGAGCAUCAAGUUCAGCGCGGACGGGCGGCGGCUGGCCAGCGCCGGCGAGGACAGCGUGGUGCGCGUGUGGCAGGUGGUGGAGACCAGCGCCCCGCCGUGCUCGCUGGCGAUGGAUGGCAAGUCAGGCCCGCUGGCCCCGCUGCCGUCCCCCGGCGCGGCCGACGGGGCGUCUUCAACGACGACGCCGGCGCUGGCCUCCAUGCCCAAGAAGCCGGCCAAGGGGAAGAGCGGCGGCAGGGACGCGCUCCCCGAGCACCUCGUCGUCCCGGACAAGGUGUUCGCGCUGGCUGAGCAGCCGGCGUGCGUCCUCGAGGGCCACCAGGACGACGUGCUCGACCUCACCUGGUCCAAGUCCGACCAGCUGCUGUCGUCGUCGAUGGACAAGACGGUGCGGCUGUGGGACACGGAGAGCCAGGCGUGCCUCAAGACGUUCGCGCACAGCGACUACGUGACUUGCAUCCAGUUCAACCCGGUGGACGACCGGUACUUCAUCAGCGGGUCGCUGGACGCCAAGGUGCGGCUGUGGAGCAUCCCCGACCGGCAGGUCGUCGAUUGGACGGACCUCAACGAGAUGGUCACCGCGGCCUCCUACACCCCUGACGGCCAGGGGGCGAUCAUCGGCUCGCACAAAGGGAGCUGCCGGCUGUACAAGACAGCAGACUGCAAGCUUAGCGCAGAGGCGCAGAUCGAUAUCCAACCCAAGAAGCGCAAGGCGCAAGCGAAGAAGAUCACCGGAUUUCAGUUUGCUCCGGGGAACCCUGCCGAAGUGCUGGUCACAUCUGCCGACUCGCAGAUCCGUGUCUUCGACGGCGUCACCAUGGUCCAAAAGUUCAGAGGUUUCAAGAACACGAGCAGCCAGAUCACGGCGGCCUACACCUCGGACGGGCGGUACGCCGUGUGCGCGAGCGAGGACUCGCACGUCUACCUGUGGCGGACCACCCGGGUGCCGCCGGCCGCGGCCAUCGGCAUCGGCAUGAAGCCCAAGGCGUGGUGCACCAUCCGCUCCUACGAGAACUUCUACUGCAAGGACGUGUCCGCCGCGGUCCCCUGGACGCAGUCGCCGUCCCCGCCGGGCGCCGGCGACGGCAGCCCCACUGGCGGCAGCCCAGCGUCGGCGGACAAGCCGCCGCAGGGCGCGUCAUGCAACGACGAGUCCUGCAGCGUCGCCGCCAAGCCGGAGGGCGGCGACCCGAGCAGCUGCAGCGCCGCCGCUGCCGAGCCCAGCAGCUCCGCGCGGCAGGGUGGCGCCAAGGGCGACGGCGGCAACGCGUGGGGCCUGGUGGUGGUCACGGCGAGCUUGGGCGGGGAGAUCAGGGUGUACCAGAACUUUGGGAUGCCGUUCAGGAUCAAAGGCCAGGCCAAUUUUUUCUAGUGAUUUUGGGCACUCCCGAGACUGCAAUUCGUUUGGCUGUUCCUGUUGGUGACUUCUCUUCUCCUAACUAUAUCAUUUUGUGUAUGUGAUGUGCAAUGAAAAUAGUCAAGGGUGCCAUGAUUUGGCGUGUUUUAGCUGCUGAGA
Messenger RNA from Zea mays, 2955 nucleotides. Its product is annotated as Transducin/WD40 repeat-like superfamily protein. The transcript is spliced from 8 exons. Gene Ontology annotation, molecular function: protein binding. Bases 181 to 2811 code for a protein of 876 amino acids. The record is from RefSeq and is a predicted model, not a curated record. Lineage: Eukaryota; Viridiplantae; Streptophyta; Magnoliopsida; Poales; Poaceae.